Rangifer tarandus platyrhynchus (Svalbard reindeer) is the source of this 2586-nucleotide messenger RNA. The record is from the annotation of a GenBank genome assembly. NCBI's taxonomy places the organism in Eukaryota, Metazoa, Chordata, Mammalia, Artiodactyla, Cervidae.
AUGAAGACCGUGCUCAUGGUGGCUGAGAAGCCGUCCUUGGCCCAGUCCAUCGCCAGGAUCCUGUCUCGAGGCAGCAUGUCCUCGCGCAAAGGGCUGAACGGGACCUGCUCGGUGUACGAGUACCCCGGGACCUUCGCGGGCCAGCCCGUCCGCUUCAAGAUGACGUCCGUCUGCGGCCACGUGAUGACCCUGGACUUCCUGGGAAAGUACAACAAGUGGGACAAGGUGGACCCCGCUGAGCUGUUCAGCCAGGCCCCAACGGAGAAGAAGGAGGCCAACCCCAAGCUGAACAUGGUGAAGUUCCUGCAGGUGGAGGGCAGGGGCUGUGACUGCAUUGUGCUGUGGCUGGACUGCGACAAGGAGGGCGAGAAUAUCUGCUUCGAGGUGCUGGACGCGGUGCUGCCCGUCAUGAACCAGGCCCACGGUGGUGAGCAGACGGUGUUCCGGGCCCGCUUCAGCUCCAUCACAGACACGGACAUCUGCGCUGCCAUGGCCCGCCUGGGCGAGCCCGACCACAACGAGGCGCUCUCGGUGGACGCGCGGCAGGAGCUGGACCUCCGCAUCGGCUGCGCCUUCACGAGGUUCCAGACUAAGUACUUCCAGGGGAAAUACGGCAACCUGGACAGCUCACUCAUCUCCUUCGGGCCGUGCCAGACCCCCACGCUGGGGUUCUGUGUGGAGCGGCAUGACAAGAUCCAGUCCUUUAAACCGGAGACCUACUGGGUGCUGCAGGCCAAGGUGGACGUCGAUAAGGACCGCCCCCUCCUCCUGGACUGGGACCGGGUGCGCGUGUUCGACCGGGAGAUCGCACAGAUGUUCCUGAACAUGACCAAGCUCGAGCAGGAGGCCCAGGUGGAGGCCACGAGCAGGAAGGAGAAGGCCAAGCAACGGCCACUCGCCCUGAACACCGUGGAGAUGUUGCGUGUGGCCAGCUCUGCCCUGGGAAUGGGCCCGCAGCACGCCAUGCAGACCGCCGAGCGGCUCUACACGCAGGGCUACAUCAGCUACCCGCGCACCGAGACCACCCACUACCCCGAGAGCUUCGACCUGAAGGGGCCUCUGCGGCAGCAGGCCAACCACCCCUACUGGGCUGACACGGUGAAGCGGCUCUUAGCAGCAGGCAUCAACCGCCCACGGAAAGGCCACGAUGCUGGUGACCAUCCCCCCAUCACCCCCAUGAAGGCUGCCACGGAGGCCGAGUUAGGGGGUGAGGCCUGGCGCCUCUACGAGUACAUCACCAGGCACUUCAUCGCCACCGUCAGCCACGACUGCAAGUACCUGCAGAGCAGCGUCUCCUUCCGGAUUGGGCCCGAGCGCUUCACCUGCACGGGCAAGACCGUCAUCUCCCCAGGCUUCACGGAGAUCAUGCCCUGGCAGAGCGUGCCCCUGGAGGAGAGCCUGCCCACCUGCCAGAAGGGCGACACCCUGGCCGUGGCCGAGGUCAAGCUGCUGGAGAAGCAGACCAGCCCACCGGACUACCUGACGGAGGCCGAGCUUAUCACCCUCAUGGAGAAGCACGGCAUCGGGACGGACGCCAGCAUCCCUGUCCACAUCAACAACAUCUGCCAGCGCAACUACGUGGUCGUGGAGAGCGGGCGCCGGCUCAAGCCCACCAAUCUCGGCAUCGUCCUGGUGCACGGCUACUACAAGAUCGACGCCGAGCUGGUGCUGCCCACCAUCCGCAGCGCCGUGGAGAAGCAGCUGAGCCUGAUCGCCCAGGGCAGAGCCGACUUCCGCCAGGUCCUCGGCCACACCCUGGACGUCUUCAAGAGGAAGUUCCACUACUUCGUGGACUCCAUCGCGGGCAUGGAUGAGCUGAUGGAGGUAUCCUUCUCGCCCCUGGCGGCCACGGGCAAGCCCCUCUCCCGCUGUGGGAAGUGCCACCGCUUCAUGAAGUACAUCCAGGCCAAGCCGAGCCGCCUGCACUGCUCGCACUGCGACGAGACCCACACGCUGCCCCAGAACGGCACCAUCAAGCUCUACAAGGAGCUGCGGUGCCCGCUGGACGACUUCGAGCUGGUCCUGUGGUCGUCCGGCUCGAGGGGCAAGAGCUACCCGCUGUGCCCCUACUGCUCCAACCACCCGCCCUUCCGGGACAUGAAGAAGGGCACGGGCUGCAACGAGUGCACGCACCCCAGCUGCCAGCACUCGCUCAGCAUGCUGGGCAUCGGCCAGUGCGUGGAGUGCGAGAGCGGCGUGCUGGUGCUCGACCCCACCUCUGGCCCCAAGUGGCGCGUGGCCUGCAACAGGUGCAGCGUGGUGGCCCACUGCUUUGAGAACGCCCACCGCGUGCGCGUGUCCGCCGAGACGUGUGCCUCCUGCGAGGCCGCGCUGCUGGACGUGGAUUUCAACAAGGCCAAGUCCCCGCUGCCCGGCGACGGCACGCAGCAUACGGGCUGCGUCUUCUGCGACCCAGUCUUCCAGGAGCUGGUGGAGCUGAAGCACGCAGCUUCCUGCCACCCCAUGCACCGCGGGCCUGGGCGGAGGCAGGGCCGGGGCCGGGGCCGGGGCCGGAGGCCGGCGGGGAAGGCGGGCCCCCGGCGGCCCAAGGACAAGAUGUCAGCCCUGGCUGCCUACUUCGUGUGA